This is a messenger RNA of Struthio camelus australis, 2971 nucleotides long. The record is from RefSeq and is a predicted model, not a curated record. Lineage: Eukaryota; Metazoa; Chordata; Aves; Struthioniformes; Struthionidae.
CAACGCAGUUGCUGGUGAGAGUGCAUUGGACAGAAUGGCAUGUGGCCUUGGAGGAAAACUUGUUUUACCUAUGAUUAAAGAACAUAUUAUGCAAAUGCUUCAGAAUCCUGACUGGAAGUACAGGCAUGCUGGCUUGAUGGCUCUCUCAGCCAUUGGAGAAGGUUGCCACCAACAGAUGGAAGGAAUUUUGAAUGAGAUAGUUAAUUUUGUUUUGCUAUUCCUUCAGGAUCCUCAUCCGAGGGUAAGAUAUGCAGCUUGUAAUGCUAUUGGACAAAUGGCAACAGACUUCGCACCUGGUUUCCAAAAGAAAUUUCAUGAGAAGGUAAUAGCAGCUCUUCUGCAAACCAUGGAAGACCAAGGCAACCAGCGUGUUCAAGCCCAUGCAGCUGCAGCACUCAUAAACUUCACUGAAGAUUGUCCCAAGUCGCUGCUUAUUCCGUAUUUGGAUAAUCUAGUGAAGCAUCUUCAUUCCACUAUGGUGAUAAAAUUACAAGAGUUGAUACAGAAAGGUACUAAACUAGUUUUGGAGCAAGUUGUGACUUCAAUUGCAUCAGUUGCAGAUACAGCAGAGGAGAAGUUUGUUCCCUACUAUGACUUAUUUAUGCCCUCUUUAAAACACAUUGUUGAGAAUGCUGUUCAGAAGGAACUAAGACUUUUACGAGGAAAAACUAUUGAAUGCAUUAGCCUAAUUGGUCUUGCUGUUGGUAAAGAAAAGUUUAUGCAGGAUGCCUCAGAUGUCAUGCAGCUGCUGUUGAAGACACAGACAGACUUCAGUGAUCUAGAAGACGAUGAUCCACAGAUUUCUUACAUGAUCUCAGCAUGGGCAAGAAUGUGUAAAAUUCUUGGAAAGGAAUUUCAGCAGUAUCUUCCUGUUGUCAUGGGACCUUUAAUGAAGACUGCAUCCAUUAAACCUGAAGUAGCUCUUUUAGACACACAAGAUAUGGAGAAUAUGAGUGAUGAUGAUGGUUGGGAAUUUGUAAACCUAGGAGAUCAGCAAAGUUUUGGAAUUAAAACUGCAGGCCUUGAAGAAAAAGCAACUGCAUGCCAGAUGCUGGUUUGCUAUGCAAAAGAGCUAAAAGAAGGAUUCGUGGAAUACACAGAGCAAGUUGUAAAGCUGAUGGUUCCCUUGUUGAAGUUCUAUUUCCAUGAUGGUGUUCGAGUGGCAGCAGCAGAGUCAAUGCCCCUCCUUCUUGAAUGUGCUAGAGUUCGUGGGCCAGAGUACCUCACACAGAUGUGGCACUUCAUGUGUGAUGCACUCAUCAAAGCCAUCGGGACGGAACCAGAUUCAGAUGUUCUCUCAGAAAUAAUGCAUUCUUUUGCAAAGUGCAUUGAGGUAAUGGGAGAUGGAUGCCUUAACAACGAACACUUUGAAGAACUUGGGGGAAUAUUAAAAGGAAAAUUAGAAGAGCACUUUAAAAAUCAAGAAUUAAGACAGGUGAAAAGACAAGAUGAAGACUAUGAUGAACAAGUUGAAGAGUCAUUACAAGAUGAAGAUGAUAGUGACGUUUAUAUUUUGACUAAAGUGUCAGACAUUUUGCACUCAAUAUUCAGCAGUUAUAAGGAGAAGGUGCUGCCAUGGUUUGAAAGGCUACUACCACUAAUUGUCAACCUAAUUUGUCCACAUAGGCCAUGGCCAGAUAGGCAGUGGGGUUUAUGCAUUUUUGAUGACAUUGUAGAGCACUGCAGUCCCUCCUCAUUCAAAUAUGCUGAAUACUUCCUGAGGCCAAUGCUACAGUCAAUAUGUGACAACAGCCCAGAGGUUAGGCAAGCAGCUGCUUAUGGUGUUGGAGUUAUGGCACAAUUUGGUGGGGACAGCUAUCGUCCUUUUUGCACAGAGGCGCUUCCAUUGCUGGUGAGAGUUAUUCAGUCACCAGAUGCCAAAACCAAAGAGAAUGUCAACGCGACAGAGAACUGCAUUUCUGCUGUAGGAAAGAUAAUGAAAUUCAAGCCUGAUUGUGUAAAUGUUGAGGAAGUCCUGCCACACUGGUUAUCCUGGCUUCCACUUCAUGAAGAUAAAGAAGAAGCUGUUCAUACUUUCAAUUAUCUGUGUGAUUUAAUUGAGAGCAACAACCCAGUUGUCCUUGGUCCCAACAACUCUAAUCUUCCCAGAAUAUUCAGUAUAAUUGCGGAUGGUGAAAUUCAUGAAGCUAUUAAACAUGAAGAUCCAUGUACCAAGCGGCUGGCUAAUGUUGUUCGCCAAGUGCAGACAUCUGGAGGACUGUGGACAGAAUGCAUAUCACAGCUCAAUGCAGAUCAACAGGCAGCCAUACAGGAGCUUCUGAACUCUGCUUGAAGGGCCUUAAUUAUCAUCUGCAAGAAAACUAACUCCAAAUAAACGUUUACCCUAUUGUUUAGGUUUCUUUGUUUCUUUCUUGAGUAAAACAGAACUGUAGCGCGUGUAGGCCGUUCUUCUGCAACCUACAGGCAGUGGCAGCAGGAAGAAGCAUUCUCUGAGAAUGGUGGUUAAAUCUGUUUCUACCCCACAACACUGAAGAAGUUUCCUCUAAACCCUACAAUAGCACUGAAGAAUAUUUUUCUAACGGUAUAAGCCAUCCAUAUGAUGGUGAAAGGGAAACAAGUUGAAUUUUCUCAUUAGACAUAAUGAAUUAAGAAACAGCUUUAAGACCUUGUAUUCAGCAGUAGAUGUAUGUUAUAACAGAUUAAAAAAAAAAUUUCUCUACAUCUAGUGUUAAUUGUAUUAAUUGGAGUGUGAGUCUUUGUAGGGUAGAAAGCGUCCUUCUGCCCAGCAAGUUAGUAGAUCAAAAGAUGAAAAACUGAAGACAAAAACAUCAAGCAUGAAGACCUCAUUGAUCGCACUUUGAUUCCCAAAAACAACUUGUACAGUGACUCAAUGAGGAAAGCUGUUCAGCUUCCAGCCCUUGAAUGUGAAGUCUCUUUGGCAUGUCUGACAGUAUCUCAUUCACUCCUCAAUAAAUGACAUUGAAACACAAGAAGCUUGUGUAGAAGUUCA